GUGAAAACUUGUGCGUAACUGUGACGCUACUGUGUUUGCUGUUUUUUGUGAGUUAUUUUAAAGAAAAAAGAACUCAAAAAAGUGGUAACGAGCACACAUUUGCCCUUUGCACAAUGAGUGAACACAAGAAUCCUCCAUCUCGCGUCCAGGUCUACGUUCGAGAAAGACCUUAUACUAAAAGUGAAAUUGCAUCCAAAAAACCUAGUGUUAUUAAAGACUCAAAUCAAAACGAACUCUUCGUUAAGUAUGGUUCAAUUCAGAAAAACUACUCUUUUGAUGGAGUUUUUGGGUGUGGGGCUUUACAAGCGGAGGUUUACGAUGUUGUUGUGCGCCCCUUGGUUGACUCGAUGUUGUUGGGGUGCACUUGCACUGUUUUCGCUUAUGGAGCAAUCGAAACCGGCAAAACCUACACCAUGAUUGGCGACGAUAUCAACCCUUCGGUUAAUUUUAUGAAUGACCCUUCUGUUGGCAUGGUACCAAGGGCAGGAGUUGACAUUUUUAAUAAACUAUCUCAAUUAGGGGUUGAAUAUAACGUAACUGCUUCCUUUGUCGAGAUACACAAUGAAGAAAUCCGCGAUCUUUUAGGGUUUGAUGGUUCUUAUUUGAGAAUCUGUGAUGAUCCGGACAAUGAGGGGGCAACAUAUAUUAAAGGUUUGUCUAAGGUACCAGUAAACAAUUGCAAUGCACUCUUUGAAACGUUGAUUAUUGGGGCAUCAAGUCAAAAUUCAGGUUCUCAUACCAUCUUUACCAUUGCCGCUACCAUUCGCGAAUUGUCUAAUGGUGAUGAGAUUGUUAAAAGUGGUAAAAUCCAUUUGAUUGAUUUGGCUGGAUGUGAGAACCUUGACCGUUCUGGAGCUACUGGGGCCAAUAAGAAGUCACUUCAAACUUUGGCGAAAGUCAUAAAAGCUCUCGCUUUAAAAUCCGAACAUAUUCCCUACGGAGAAUCGAAACUGACAAGAAUUUUACAAGAUAGUUUGGGCGGAAAAAGCAAAACCAGCAUUAUUGCGACAUUUUCGCCUUCAGGUGACGUAUUUGAAGAGACUCUUAGUACUUUGGGCUAUGCACAUAUGGCUCGAAGUGUCUUUAAUUGUCCGAUUCAUAACGUUAUAAACAUACGGAGAGAUAACAUGAUUAAAGCUUUAAAACAUGAAGUUAGUACUCUACUUCAGGAAUUAAACGUUACCAGGGAAGAGUUCUAUAUAGAUGCUGAAAACUACGAGAAGCUGCUUCUCGAAGCCAAAGCCAAACACGAAAGAGUCGUCACACUUACAACAGAAAUAACAAGAUUAGAUGGUAAUAUCAAGCGUGAAGAGCAGUGUUCUGAUGAAUUGGAGAAGAAUCUCCACACUGCCACAUUGGAAGCUAUAACAAAAAAGUUGGAACAAGAAACCAUCAAACAGGAAGAGAGUGAACAUGAUGGUGCUUGCAUGAGCGAUAAUCUGUCACAAUUGGAAGAACAAUCAAGAGUUCUACAAGACGUUUCUAACCAGAACUAUGAAGCUCAGUCUGAGGCAACAUUACAUAAUGCAAAAAUCGCUAACGAAAUGGUCUCGGUUUUAUCCAAGAACUUGAAAAACUUUGAAUGCACUCUAGAACAAUUUCGAGAAAAUGAACAAACAGAUUUGACUACUAUAGCUACAAGCAAUGGACGCAUUAAAGACACCGUACUUAACGACUUAAAACGUUUAAAACAACUUUUACGCGACGUAGCUGCUUUUACCGAGAGUCUUAAAUGCUCGUUUGAGACUUUGUUCAAGGAUACGAGAUUCACAGAAAGAGGCGCUAGAGCAACUUUAACGUCUACGAAUGAUGACAAUCAUAAACUGCUGGGACAGUAUUUUGAAAAAGUUAAAGCAACUCUUGGAAGACUUAAAGAUUACAUCGAUAUUGCUACAGCUUCAUUGGCGGAAGCAACGUUUCAAUAUGAGAAUGAUGUUAGCACACAGUUUUCCUUGUUGAGUAACAUGUACGAUAGAUACUACUCCUUGUUGUAUUCUUUACAUGCAAAUAUGCAGAAACGUUACAUUCGAAUUAAACGUUUAAUAAUUCAAGGCGAUGAAAGCGUCCAAACGUGGGAGACGCUUAUAAAAUUACUACUCCAGAAAUUCGAGGAUUUGUGGUUGGAAUUGGAAACCAUAGUACACGCAAAAGGAUACGUUAAGAGAACAACCGACUUGUUGAAAAAAGAAACUUCUGCAGUUAGCCGCAACCUAAAGAUGCUUUUUAACAAAUUCAUGCAACAAACGGCGCAUCCUCAACUAGAAGAUCUCCAGUUGAAUGUUAAAACGGCUCAAGCCGUAAUUCAAGAAGAGCAAGGGAUGUGCAUUGAGAUGGUUUCUGAAAAUCAUCGCCACAACCAAGAUUACUUUGCUAGAUUCUUUAAUACAAUUACAAAAGGUGUAGAGGAUCAUAAUGAGGGAGUUGUUGAAAAAGUGGAAACUAUGGCAAAAGAGGCUUUUAGUAUGCUACAAAAUCAACAUCGCAUCACUGGGGAACACUCCAAACGUAUUUCAACUGCCGUUGACAAUGUUAUUAUGAACGAAAAUCGUUACACGGCAAGAGUGAUGCAAAUUUCUCAACAAACCGUUGAAAACCUGGAAGAGACGGUACAAAAAAUUAAAAAAGAAAAAGAGUAACUGCAAAAUUAACAUUGUCUAUUAUCUGUUCUAAGAUUUUUACGGUAUAUUGCAUGUUUGAUUGUCAAGUGUUUCCCUUUAAGAGACUUAUUCUUGGAUACUAGAAUCUUAAAAAAGUAUAAGUCCUUCCUUACAAGACAAUUGCAUUGUCAUACUUUACCCUUAUUUAUUUUGUUGUUUGCUAGCUUUAGUUUGUUAUGUUGUUUUACUUAUAAUAACUUAUGUGCAAUGAAUUAAGUUUUGCAAAUUUUGUUUGACUGCAAAACUAAAAACAUUUGCAAAUUACAUUGAAAUUAAGAUAAGAAUAUGUUACGAUAGUUUUGCUGUUUGUUCGGUGCAAAGCUUUAAGUGAAAAACUUCCUAGUCUCCCUAGUCAGGAUAGUAUUCAUUAAAGAUUCCAUUUGAUGUUUUUUAAAUUAUUCAGUAUUGUUUUUGAUGUUCCUAUUUUGUAAUAUUUUG
Molecule: messenger RNA, 3095 nt
Organism: Tribolium madens (black flour beetle)
Lineage: Eukaryota; Metazoa; Arthropoda; Insecta; Coleoptera; Tenebrionidae
Product: kinesin-like protein KIF11-B
Exons: 6
Coding region: 114-2636 (840 amino acids)
Biological process (GO): mitotic spindle assembly; microtubule-based movement
Cellular component (GO): nucleus; spindle microtubule
Molecular function (GO): ATP binding; plus-end-directed microtubule motor activity; microtubule binding
Source: RefSeq, a predicted model, not a curated record